Protobothrops mucrosquamatus (brown spotted pit viper) is the source of this 2188-nucleotide messenger RNA. RefSeq names its product aquaporin-12. The transcript has 3 exons. The record is from RefSeq and is a predicted model, not a curated record. NCBI's taxonomy places the organism in Eukaryota, Metazoa, Chordata, Lepidosauria, Squamata, Viperidae. Gene Ontology annotation, molecular function: channel activity. Gene Ontology annotation, cellular component: cytoplasm; membrane. Gene Ontology annotation, biological process: transmembrane transport. The coding region runs from base 1 to 906 and encodes 301 amino acids.
AUGUCUGGACUGAAUGUCUCAAUCAUUUUUUUCCUCUCAGUUGUAACUCUUUGUGAAUUUGCUAGACGAUUCUUCAAGAGAAUUUUUCCAUCUAAGGUAUAUUUUUGUCUUGCUGGUGAAUUAGCCAGUUCCUUCCAGAUAUGUGCUUGCUACCUUGAAUUGAAGAUGCUAAGGGAGAUUGGCCCAUGGGGUGGUGGCUUUGGCCCAGAUGUGAGCCUGACUCUCUUAUUCGUAGUCUUCUUAGCUCAUGGUGCCUCUUUUGAUGGAACUGCUGCCAACCCUGUAGCCUCACUUCAGGAAUUUCUAGCUUUGGAUUGUUCUUUUGUAGGCAGUAUUGUUAAAAUUUUGGCCCAGUUUCUAGGGAUGGAAGCAGCUUGUGCUUUUACUAAGAAAUAUUGGUCCAAGGAAUUUACAGACUUCCACAUGAUCCAGAACUUAAUGGCCCAGGACUGCAGCUCAUCUCUCAAUACCUCUAUAUCCCAGGGCAUUUUUGUAGAAGCCACGGGUUCCUUUCUUUUCCAGUUAAUUAUUCUCAAGCUUCACACCUGCCCUCUCAUGUACAGAGUUCCUAUUGUGGCGCUCAGUAUCACUGCCUUGACAUACACAGCUGCACCUGUCACAGGUGCCUUUUUUAAUCCUGCCUUGGCCUCUGCUAUGACCUUUUCCUGCUCAGGAAACAGUUUACUGGAGUAUAUGCAAGUUUAUUGGCUGGCACCCAUCUCAGGAAUGCUGUUAGCCCUCUUUGUAUAUCAAGGAAAUAUUCCACGCUUCUUCCAGACAAACCUGCUUUAUAGUCAAAAGAAAAAAUACAGAAUAUUUAAAGGGAAAGUAACAUCGAACUCUGCUGUUGAAGAGAAGCAGACAAAAACAGAGAAGAAGAACAGCAGUUCUGGACUGGUUAACUGAACAGAGCAAAAAGGAUUAACACUGCUGGAUGAGAGGCAAAAAACUACUUUUCUGGGUAAAUGGCAAAUGAGGAUUGGAAAGGGCAGUUCACAUGAUAUUAUGAUGUUCCUCAAACUGGGACCUUCUAGAUGUGUCAAAUUUCAACUCCCAUAAUUUCUAGCCAGCAUGAAAUGUGUAUUAUGACUUUAAAUUGUGGGAGUUUUAGUCCAAUAUGUUAACCAGCAGAAAGUUGAUAAAGACUGUAUUAUUAGAUGCACGGAAAUAACAACCUUUUAUCAAUUGUUACAAAGGCGUGCAUUCAUUAUGCUAAUUGGAUUUUAAUUCUAUAUGUUCAGGCAUCUUCUGAGGAAAGUGGCUAUUCCUAGGUAGCAGGGAUGUUCUUCAAACUAUGGCAUCCUUUUGAACAGAUAAAUAUCUUUAUGAUAUGGCAUAGGGUAUGGCUUGAAAUAAAUAGUGAAAUUAGAACAAAUGUUAAAUGUUUGAUGUGGAAUUGCACUUUCGAUUUCCUAUGAAAAAGUAAAAUGUUACAUGAGAUAAAAUGUUAUAUGAUCCUUCUUUUCAGGCUCUUCUUGAAAUUUAGUUAAUACAAGCAGCAAUCUGGGUUUCUUUAAUGCAGUUAUCCCUACCUGGUUCUCACAAUAAUGUGGUUAUCAUUUCUGAUUUCUUAUUAUGCGCAUUUCUGAUAUGUGUAUAAUAAGCAUGCAGAAUGCAAUUGUGUUAUAUUUUCCAAGGUUCCCUUUUGGUGAUGUAUGAAACAUCCUUGGUCAAAUGUUAAUAUUGGGAGCAAACAAUACAGUGAUAAAAGAUACCGAGAGCUGAGUAAUAGGCCUCAACUGGUAUUUCCUUCAAAGCACCGUUUCUUUUAAAAUAGAUCUGUUGAUUUCUGCAAUCCCAUUAAUCUAACUUUAGGAUUCUUGUUGAUUACAAAGAGAUCAAUAUAUAUUGACAUUAUCAACUACAAAUAAUGAGAAAUUAUGUAAAGUGCUGAGCCACAGAAAAUUAGAUGACAAUGCCCAGAAUAUUGCAUCAGACUUUUAUGUAUGUGGAGAAAUAUUUAUUUUUCUCUCCUAAAUUUGUAGGUUAUAUGUGGGGAACUCAGUUGCUGAUUGGUGUGACAAUCCAAACUUUGCUCGUGUAUUUUUCCUUCCUAUUAAUACCUAAAAGUAAAUAAUGUGUAAUUAUAAUGAAGAAGGAAAUCCAUAGGGAUUCAGGAAUUGUGCUGGCAGCUUAGAGAAACAGGUUGGAGAGACUUGAAAGGUGACGCCUUAUUUCUCAUCUGGAA